AUCAGGAGUUUUAAAAAUUGGCUAAAUUGGCGUUUCCACGCUGCCCCGAAAUUGAUUGUUGAAAUUGCACAAUCUGGCCGAUGUGGAAACGAACCUUUUAGGAAAUUUUUAAAACUCUUGUAGCUUUGUUUAGAGCGCUUAUUGAAUUCACCAUUGUGAACAUAUUUUGGCAGAUAACGUUCUCUGAUGUUUUUGUAAAUAAAGUAAAUUAAUAAAAUUUUUGUAUAAAAAUGUCUAAUUUACUACGCUUCGUAGGCCAAACCAUUUGCCGCAAAGUAGCUCAAACAAAUCGCAGCAUAACAACCACCGCUCCGCUUUUGAUAAAAGAAAUUCAGGAGAAAAUAGAGAAAAAUGCACUUGUUCUACAGGCUGUCACAUUACCCUCACCACGUGCUGAACGUAUGGUAAAAGAAGCUUGUGGCACAGGCUUCUGUCCGGAGUGCACACUUGGCUUGGAUAUCAAACAUACAGAUGUGCUUAUAUUGUCCCAAUAUGUGCGCUCCGAUGGCUGUAUGCUACCGCGACGUAUUACAGGAUUAUGUCACAGGCAGCAGAAGCGUAUUGGCACAUUGGUCACUAUGGCUCAGAAGGCGGGUUUAAUGCCUAAUUUGGCGCCGGCAUGGAGUAAAAAGAAUCCAAAGAAACGUUUCGGCUGGCGAAAAUAUAACAAAUACUACCUUGAGGAGACUAUAAAGUACUAAAUUUAAG
Molecule: messenger RNA, 708 nt
Organism: Rhagoletis zephyria (snowberry fruit fly)
Lineage: Eukaryota; Metazoa; Arthropoda; Insecta; Diptera; Tephritidae
Gene: mRpS18A
Product: mitochondrial ribosomal protein S18A
Biological process (GO): mitochondrial translation
Cellular component (GO): ribosome; mitochondrial small ribosomal subunit
Molecular function (GO): small ribosomal subunit rRNA binding; structural constituent of ribosome
Source: RefSeq, a predicted model, not a curated record